This is a messenger RNA of Schistosoma spindalis, 2688 nucleotides long. NCBI's taxonomy places the organism in Eukaryota, Metazoa, Platyhelminthes, Trematoda, Strigeidida, Schistosomatidae. The record is from the annotation of a GenBank genome assembly.
GCUUAGCUUAAUGUUUGAUCGUUACUGCGCUAAUUACGUAUCUACCAAUCUACAUGGGCAGAUUGUGACCAAAUUUUACUUUCAACCGACUUUUUUUGUUGCGUUUUUAACUUUAGCAUUCCGUAACAUUUUUAAUGUAGCACUUGAAACGCUGACUUCGAUAUUAAGUAAAAGAUUCAUUGGUCCGAAAAAAACAACCGUCAGUAUAAUUGGAGUAAACAAUGUCGUGGAAAUCUUUAGGGCGUUUGCUAUCUGGAAUUAAAGGAGCUUACAAUGAUAUAAACCCUGCGACGUUAACUGGAGCUAUUGAUGUGAUUGUUGUCGAACAGAAAGAUGGUUCUUUCACUUGUGGACCGUUUCAUGUUCGGUUCGGAAAACUAACAGCUUUCUCUCCAACGGAUAAGGCUGUUGAAGUCUAUGUCAAUGGUGAAUUUGUCAACUUUUUACAGAUGUCUUUAGGAAGUGCUGGUGAUGCAUACUUUGUAGACUCUUCGGGUUCAACAACAGAUGAAUUAUUGACAGAUCCCAAUGACUGUCCAGGAUUUACAUAUGAUGACUCAUGGUCUGAGAUUCCCAUGCGGCGUCAUUCACGAAAGGUUCGACGGGACUCUGCAAUGAGUGAACCGGGUACAGAAUCUAACUUAAUAAAAGAAGAUAUAGAUGAAUUAUGUGGGACAAGUUAUGAAGUUUCAUCUGAUUGUGAGGCUUCAAGUGAUAGGGUUAGAGACUCCCGAAAGUGUUGGAAUUCUGUUGGUGAUAAAUUUGCUUCUGACAGCCAGUUGGACGAAAGUUUAAAGGAUACCGUAAGCAAUUAUAGUUACGAUUGGGAUCUGACGAAAUAUCAGCCACGUGGUAGCAGUUCUUGUGUCGUUAAAGAUGUCACAAAAAGUGACGUAGUACGAGACCCUCAUCUAAAAAACUUUACACAUGAAAAAGAAGUGUACUUGGAAGAACUAGUUGCAUCGGAAGUCGAUCAAAAUAUUAAAGAGGUGUAUAUCUACCCCCCAUCUCACGGAAAUUUCACAUAUCAGUGUCAAGGAUCAUACAACGCUAAUGACAACAACUGUGUUGACUACGGUUAUCGUUCCGACAACGAACACUCUCCGAGAAGCAUGUCACCCAUCCAUCCCCAUGAUUUAAGUUUAAGACUCUCGUUGUGUGGUGGUUUGUCUUCAGAUAAUCCUUGUUCUGAGGGGAAGUUUGUAGAGCACAUAGUUUCUUAUGAAGAAUUUAUACGUGACCCUAACACUAUUUUAUCUAAUCCCAAUCUUGUUGUUUACUUCAAUGGGCGUUAUUGCAAUUGGCAAGUAGCUGCUCCUUCUAUUGUCAGUUUACUUGCCUUUCAAACACAACUACCUUAUCUGACUUUACAAAAGCUAGUGAACCAGUACUUACCCAAAAAGCAGUCUCGACGUACCUCUUGGUUCAGCUGGGGUGCAAGUCAAACACGAACUGUGGCUACAAACUCCGUAAUUCCUGCUAAAACAGUCGAUAAUGCUGGAGAAAAACGGCUUGAUUCCAGUUCCAGUUCACAACCACCUCAGGUACACACCACUCAAAGAGUUACUAAAAUCAACAGACUUUCAUCAAGUGAAGUAGCCAGAUUGAAACUCAAACCUGGACGAAAUGAUAUUGAGUUUCGUGUCACCACAAAGUAUCAAGGGACUUGCACAUGUUCAGCUUCUAUUUAUUAUUGGCAUUGGUAUGACAAAAUAGUUGUUUCUGACGUUGAUGGAACCAUUACACGUAGUGAUUUACUUGGACACUUGCUUCCUAUGGUCGGUCGUGAUUGGACACACUCUGGAGUUGCUCGACUGUACAACCGAGUUCAAAAUAACGGUUAUCAGUUCCUCUAUCUUUCAGCCCGGGCUCUCGGACAAGCAGGUAUAACUAGGAGCUAUUUAAGACAAGUCGUUCAGGAUUCAGCAUCCAGGUUGCCAGAUGGACCAAUACUAUUGUCUCCGAAUUCUCUUCUCCAUGCCUUCCACCAGGAAGUCAUUAUUAAUAAACCAGAAGUGUUUAAAACGAAAUGCCUUCAAGAUGUAUGUUGUCUUUUUCCGAAGGGUUCCUCUCCACUGUAUGCAGGAUUCGGUAACAAGGUUAACGAUGUUUUCGCAUAUCAGAAAGCUGGGAUCGAGCUUUGCCGAAUAUUCACAAUUAAUCCGCGAGGAGAAGUUCGUAAUGAAUAUCAGUCCCUAAGAAGUACAAGUUAUCACGAGUUGGGAGAUUUAGUGGAUCUUCACUUCCCACCUCUUCGUAAGUACCAGACUACACAUAUACCACAUCCUGUUGACUAUCAUUCUAGUUGUGUUAUAAAGUCAGAAAAUUCGACGCCAGCUGUUGCACAUCCACCUGACACAUUUGAUCCCGUACUUGUUGAUUUAACCGCGUUCUCUAGUUUUUCGUUUUGGAAAUCUAAUUACGAAUUAUCUUUUCCUCUUCCAAAAACACUGGAAAAUUCUUAAUUUAUAUAUAUGAAGUACAUUUUCAAAUUGCCUUUCUUGUUGCUCGCUUCCAUUCUUGCAAACAGACACCCAUAUUUUUCAACAUAUUUGCCUUUCUGUUUUAUUAAGAAUGUUAUCUUUUACAGAGAUUAUUAUUUUCUAUUUUACGUACAAAUUGUACCUAACUAUUCGUAAAAAUGAACUUUCUGAGAUCAAUAAAGUGAUAACGAAUUAUUUAUACUUC